Molecule: messenger RNA, 1780 nt
Organism: Physcomitrium patens
Lineage: Eukaryota; Viridiplantae; Streptophyta; Bryopsida; Funariales; Funariaceae
Source: RefSeq, a predicted model, not a curated record
CGUCCGUUGUUUCUCGUGGUCUGCCCUAGCUUAGCUGUGCUUUGCUUACCUUCUCCCCUGUUUGCUUUCUCUUUCAAUCGGCUUUGCACUCUUCGUCUGUCACUCUGUGGUGUUUAAUGAGGCCAGAUCUCCAGCACCAGCGGUGCUUUUGAUUGACAUCAGCGAGCGAGCGAGAGCGAGAGAGAGAGAGAGAGCGAGCGAGAAGCAAGGGAUUGAGAGAGCUUGAGAGGGCAAGAUCGAUCAAUUGAUCGAGCGUCAUGGACACCGAGCUUACUAGAGAGGAGGUGUUGAAAAGGGAUAUCCCAUGGGAGACGUACAUGACAGCCAAGCUGAUCAACAGCACUGGAUUGCAACUACUCAGGCGGUAUGACCACCGUCCGGACAACGUGCAAGCUGCAUUGCUGGAUGAGAAUGGAGUAGCUUACGUCAAAGUGUUCGUGGGCAUUCUACGAGACAUCUCCAAGCAGGAAACUGUUGAAUAUAUGCUCGCAAUGGUGGACGAGAUGCUCACAGCGAACCCAACGCGUGCUCGUUUAUUUCAUGACAAGUCUUUCCAAGACAAUGAGGAUGUUUACCGACCGUUUGUAAGGUUGCUGUCAAAGAAGAAUUGGUUUAUUCAAGAGAAGAGCUGCAAGAUUCUCACAUUGAUUAUCAGUGCCCGGCAGUAUGAAGAGACAGAUCUUGAAGAUAUUACAGCUUCACAGAAAAAGGCAGACACAUUUAACGAGGUUCUCCGGAGUGUUCUGGAUUGGCUCAUCACACAGCUAAGAAACCCGUCACAUCCAUCUCGGGGGAUUCCCACUGCUGUGAGCUCUUUGGCAACCCUCUUACGUGUUUCAAAAGUGCGAGCUAUGUUUGUGAAGGCUGAUGGCGUCAAGCUUCUAGCUCCCUUAGUUACCCCUGCUACCAACCAGCAAUACAUUCAGCUGCUGUAUGAGGCGUUGCUGUGCAUAUGGCUUCUAUCUUUUUAUGAUGGUGUUGUGGAAUCGUUUUCCACAGCGAGAGUCAUAUCCCGCCUAGUGGAAGUUGUGAAGAUAUCCACUAAAGAAAAGGUUGUGAGAAUUGCUAUGAUGGCAUUAAACAACCUUUCAAGCAAGGGGAACUUUGCUGCAGAGAUGGUAGAUUUGGGCAUGUCCAAGGUUGUACAGAGCUUGAAAUUGCAAGCAUGGAAUGACGAGGACUUGUUGCAAGCGUUGGAUGUAGUAGACGCAGCUUUGAAGGAUAUUAUACGCAAGUUGAGCUCAUUUGACAGGUACAAAGGUGAAGUAUUCUCCGGGAAUCUGGAUUGGUCUCCAAUGCACAAAGAUCCUGUGUUCUGGCGUGAGAACAUCUCCAAGUUUGAAGAAAGCGACUUUCAGGUACUACGUAUUUUGAUUACGUUAUUGGACAACUCCCGAGAUCCUAAAACCCUUGCAGUGGCUUGCCACGAUAUAGCCCAGUUUAUUCAAAAUCAUCCAGCUGGUCGAGGGAUCAUCCUUGAUUUGAAGGCCAAGGAGCGGGUGAUGAAGCAUAUGUCGCAUCCCAAUCCUGAGGUUGCAACGCAAGCCCUUCUAUGCGUGCAGAAAGUGUUACUUAGUGCCAAGUAUGCAAGCUACAUGCAAUAAGUCACUGGUGAGAUUUUUUUUUAUAAUUUUCUUCCUUUUGCUUUCUUCAUCCAGCUCAUGAUGCCCAAUAACUUACUGGGAAAAUGCUCAAUUGUCUUUCAUGAAGCUUUGAUGAUGUACUUGAUUGAGGGGCCAGUUAAGCCCCUGCAAUUCUGCAAAUAAUGUACCACAUUUAC